Molecule: messenger RNA, 753 nt
Organism: Mycena indigotica
Lineage: Eukaryota; Fungi; Basidiomycota; Agaricomycetes; Agaricales; Mycenaceae
Exons: 6
Coding region: 1-753 (250 amino acids)
Molecular function (GO): DNA binding
Source: RefSeq, a predicted model, not a curated record
AUGCAGCAACCAACCCUUCGCAACGUCAGAAUCCGUAGUACUCGAGACGCCAUAGCCGUAUUCCAUGGCGUUGCGCGCGACACCCUUCCCCUCAUAACUCGCCGACUCGAUGCAGAAGAGCGCCUGUGUAUCACGGCGGGUACAGUGUUUGUCUGGGAAGAAAAUGCAAACUCAGAGGCGUCUGGUCUUGGAAUGGAGAGAUGGACGGACGGAAUGGGUUGGGGCCCGAGCCGAGUCCGAGAUGCAAGAAUUUCUGUUCUACCACCAGAAAGAAUCGGAAGUGGGAGAAGAAACGGUCAAUCCAGUAACGCCUUGGGCGCAGAUGAUACGAAGAUCUUAGUCGUUGCACUGACCUCUCUAGCUGCAUACUUCAGCCAAGAAACGUUAAGCGAACUUGAUACGAUUGACGACUUGCAACUUCUUGACGUUCCAAUACCAGAAGGCUGGUUUCGGAGUGCGCGAGCAUCCAAAACAACUCGCCGAGAGAAUCGGGCCCUCGAUGUACCUGAGCCAACGGAACUGAACUCACCUCAUUCGUUAUCUAAGCCGCUCCAAGCCACUCAAACACGGUACCGUAGUCGAAUUUCGCCAACCAGUUCCAGUUUAAUUGCGAUGCCGAUUCCCAUUAAACCGGCGACACCAAGUCCGCUGACGAUGAUGGGACAGUUGGUCCCAUUGGAAUAUCUGGAGAAUAGGCCGCAAAGAAAUCGACGGCACCCAACUGACGAGCAACUAUUGCGUCGGUUUGUUUGA